AUGCAGACUCCAAAGGAUGAGCAGCGGAUGCCACCCACACUCCAGGAGCUGGCAGGGCGCAGCCUCCUAAAGGACAAGUCCAGGGCCAUCCUAGCUCUGGAGGACCUGCCCAUACAGCUCUUCCCACCACUCUUCAUGGAGGCCUUCAGCAGGGGACACACUGAGGUCCUGAAGAAAAUGGUGCAGGCCUGGCCCUUCACCCACCUGCCCCUGGGGGCCCUGAUGAAGAAGCCACAGCUGGAGAUGAUCCAAGCGGCACUGGAUGGGCUGGACAUGCUGGCUGCCCAGCAGGAUCGCCCCAGGAGGUGGAAACUGCAGGUGCUGGAUUUGCGGAAGGUGUUAGUAAACCUGCGCUUUCAGCAAAGAUCCCUGAAUGCAUUCCUCUCCUUCCUCUUUCACAGGGUGGAUGAGAGGAAGGGUCUGAUACAGCUGUGCUGCAAGAAGCUACAGAUGUGCUCUUUGCCCGUCCGUACCAUCGAGAAGAUCUUGGAGAGGUUGGAUCUGGACUUUAUCCAGCAGUUGGACAUGCAGUGUUUCUGGAGACUGUCCACCUUGGCUACUUUUGCUACCUAUUGGGGUCAGAUGAGCAACCUGAGGAAGCUCUUCUUCUCCCACGUCUAUGUGUCUGCCUAUGCUUCCCAGGAGGAGAGAGAUCAGUUGAUGGAUGACAUUACCUCACAGUUUGCCAAGAUGGACAGCCUCCGGAGGCUGUACCUGGAUGGUGUCUUCCUCCUAGAAGGCCGUCUGUGCCAGGUGCUCAGGCUCCUGAAGACCCCCCUGGAGACCCUCUCAAUAACCGACUGCCAGCUCUCAGAUCCAGACUGGAAUGAUCUGUCGGGGUCUCCAAACCUCGACCAGCUAAUACACCUGACGCUGUGGGGCAGCAAAUUGACGAGUUUCAGUCCUGAGCCCCUCGUCAUUCUGCUAGAGAAUGCUGCAGCCACCCUUGAGACCCUAAACUUGCAGGACUGUGGGAUCACCAACUCCCAGCUCCAGGCCAUCCUCCCUGUCCUGAGCUGCUGCUCCCAGCUCAGGGUCUUGAGCUUCAAUGGGAAUGACAUCUCCAUGUCGUUCCUGAGCAACCUGCUGCUUCACACUUCCAGGCUGACCCGGUUGAGCCUAGAGAAGUACCCUGCCCCUCUGGAGAGCUAUGAUGCCCAGGGUGCCAUCCACCCAGGGAGACUUUUCCAACUCAUCGAUGAGCUGAUGGAGAUACUGAGGGAUGUGAGAGAGCCAAAGAAUGUCCUUUUCUAUACUAAACCCUGCCAUAGAUGUGGCAACUGGUUUAUCUAUAACCUGCCCUCCAGUCCGUGUCGCUGUUGGCUUCCUGCCUAG
Messenger RNA from Marmota monax (woodchuck), 1335 nucleotides. Its product is annotated as PRAME family member 12-like. Bases 1 to 1335 code for a protein of 444 amino acids. Gene Ontology annotation, biological process: negative regulation of apoptotic process; negative regulation of DNA-templated transcription; positive regulation of cell population proliferation. The transcript has 4 exons. Gene Ontology annotation, cellular component: cytoplasm. NCBI's taxonomy places the organism in Eukaryota, Metazoa, Chordata, Mammalia, Rodentia, Sciuridae. The record is from RefSeq and is a predicted model, not a curated record.